AUGUUAAGAGGAUGUUUUUUGUUCUUAAUAAUAUCUCAUGGAAUUUUUUCAUAUCCCAAUCAAAAAAACAAAUAUGAAAUUCGUAUGCCAGGAGUAACAACAACAAUGGAUGAUGAAUAUUGGUGUUAUUCACAGAAAAUUGAGAAUGAAACACUUUACAUAACUGGAUUCCAGCCUGUUUACGAUCCUACCCUUGUUCAUCAUCUUAUUUUGUUCGGAUGUGAGGAGCCAGGAAGUACAGAAGGUUUAUGGAAAUGUGGUGAGAUGUCGAAUAGCGAAACAUCUGUAUGUCAUGCAUCUGAGUCUAUUUUGUACUCUUGGGCGAUGGGAGCUCCGUCCUUUGAAAUGCCUUACGAUGUGUCGUUUAAAGUUGGUUAUGAAACUCCAUAUAAAUAUUUAGUACUACAAGUUCAUUACAAAGAUGCUAUGAAUUUAGACGAGAAGGAUACAAGUGGAUUAGAACUAACUACCCAGUCUACGCCAACUAGUAAAUUGGCUGGAAUAUAUAUAUUAGCUAGCGGUGAAGAUAUCGGACCCAGUCAAAUAGCUCGUCUGGAUGUGGCAUGUUCAUACACAGGCAAUGCUACAUUACAUCCAUUCGCCUUCCGUGUUCACUCUCAUAGUCACGGUGUUCUAUCUAAAGGUUAUGUUGUUGAUAGAAGUGAAUGUUAUCUUAUUGGAUCUCAAUCACCUCAAGUUCAUCAAACAUUCUAUCCAGUGCAAAAUCAAUCACUUGAAAUACACAAACAAAAUAUAAUUGCAGCAAGGUGUAUAAUGCAAAAUAAUGAGAGUAGAAUAAUUCGAAUAGGAAAUACACGAAAUGAUGAAAUGUGCAAUUUUUACAUUAUGUAUUGGGUUACAAAUGACAAUGAACAACAGUUAUAUGAUACAAAUAAUCAAGUUUGUUAUAUGGAUGGUGGAUCGGAUAUUUAUGAGAAUUUUCAAGAACUUUAUGAAAAAUUACGUGGUGACACAUUCUUUCCAGAUUUUGAAUUUUUCAAUUCAGAUUUAAAUGACUUGUUUGAUAAUUAUGAAAACGCAAAUAUAGAUCAACAAAUUGAACCAUGA
Messenger RNA from Schistosoma spindalis, 1068 nucleotides. NCBI's taxonomy places the organism in Eukaryota, Metazoa, Platyhelminthes, Trematoda, Strigeidida, Schistosomatidae. The record is from the annotation of a GenBank genome assembly.